CUGGCGUGCACGGUGGUGGCCAUCCUGCUGCAGUUUUUGCACCUGAGCGCCGUGGGGUGGGCGCUGCUGGAGGCGCUGCACCUGUACCGGCGCCGCACCGAACCCCGGCACGUCGACCGCGGGCCCAUGCGCUUCUACCACGUGCUGGGCUGGGGGCUGCCCGCCUUCAUCACCGGGCUGGCGGUGGGGCUGGACCCCGAGGGCUACGGGAACCCUGACUUCUGCUGGCUCUCCAUCCAUGACAGCCUGGUGUGGAGCCUGGCGGGGCCCAGCGCCUGCGCCGUGGCGGCCGGCGUCUUCUUCCUCGUGCUGGCAGCCAGGGCAUCCUGUGCCACCCCCCAGGGCUUCGAGAAGAAGGGCACGAGCUCUGGGCUGCAGACAGCGCUUGUGGUGCUGGUGCUGCCCAGCCUGGCCUGGCUGCUCGCCCUGCUCGCCGUCAACAGCGAUGCCAUCCUCUUCCACUACCUCUUCGCCAUCUCCAACUGCCUCCAGGGCCCCCUCUUCUUCCUGGUGUGCGUGGUGCUGAGCCGGGAGGUGCGGCACUGCCUGCGCUCCGCCUGCGCCCGCACCCACGGCCCCGACCCCGCCUUGGCCACCAAAUCCACGCUGACCACCGCGUACAGCUGUGACACCACGUACGUGGCCGGGCGGCUCUACCAGGCGCCCUGCGGGGACUCCACGGGAUCGCUGCACAGCGCGGCCAAGAGCCAGCACAGCUACAUCCCCUUCGUGCGCAG
Messenger RNA from Numida meleagris (helmeted guineafowl), 737 nucleotides. Its product is annotated as cadherin EGF LAG seven-pass G-type receptor 2-like. Gene Ontology annotation, cellular component: membrane. Gene Ontology annotation, biological process: adenylate cyclase-activating G protein-coupled receptor signaling pathway; cell surface receptor signaling pathway. Gene Ontology annotation, molecular function: G protein-coupled receptor activity. Lineage: Eukaryota; Metazoa; Chordata; Aves; Galliformes; Numididae. The record is from RefSeq and is a predicted model, not a curated record.